Molecule: messenger RNA, 601 nt
Organism: Zootoca vivipara (common lizard)
Lineage: Eukaryota; Metazoa; Chordata; Lepidosauria; Squamata; Lacertidae
Product: F-box only protein 44-like
Biological process (GO): SCF-dependent proteasomal ubiquitin-dependent protein catabolic process; ERAD pathway; glycoprotein catabolic process
Cellular component (GO): cytoplasm; SCF ubiquitin ligase complex
Molecular function (GO): protein binding; ubiquitin protein ligase activity
Source: RefSeq, a predicted model, not a curated record
UUCAGGCGGCUGAGACUUCAUUGAAGGGGAGAUGGCAGCAAACAUGGAAAAUUUGCCCGAAAACCUUCUGUUGGAUAUCUUCAUCAUGGUUCCAGCAUGUGACCUCAUUUGCAAUUGCCGGCUGGUCUGCUCUCAGUGGCGGGACUUGGUAGACCUGCCGGUUCUGUGGAAGCGCAAGUUCCGGAAAAGGGACCACGACUCUUCUCCAAAGCCAUUGGCUUUCUACAUUUUCUCCCACCUAGAGAAGAACUUAAUCAAGAACCCUGAUGGCCAAGAUGGCCUGGACACCUGGCAGACACCUGGCAGACACCCAAAUCCAGACACCCAAAUCCAGACACCUGCCGAGGGCCACUGGGAAACUGAGGAACUGUCCAAAGAAGACUCAAUAACAGUCAGUGGGAUAAUCAAACCUUUUGAAUUCGGCAUUCUUGGGGAGAGAGGUGAAGAUGCUCCUGUUCAGCUCUACAAAUGCUUCGCUGCACGUAACGGGCCCUGCAGCAAGUCUCAGCUCAUCACCUUGAAGGACGAGGGCUACUGGGACGAACUGAUGGAUGAAGCCAGACCCAUGAUUGUGGUGGAUGACUUGUGAGUGCCAAGUGUC